GGAGCAUACAAAAAAAAGUUAAAAAAAGAAAUAGGGCUAUAACGUAAGGGAGUACGUACAUGUACAUCGAGUAUGAACGAAAAACUUACUUUUGUGCUUCGGGUUGUGUAUAUAUAUAAAUCUCUCCAACGAGAGGCAGAGAAAAGAAAUAAAUUGAUCGAGUAGAAUAUAUUUAGUCCAGAACAUAACCGCUAUCACCCGAAAAUAAAAAUGCUUUGGAUUAUUCUUGGGGCCUGCGCAUUGGAUAUUGCAGCUACGGUUUUGGAGAUUGCGGCGGGAAUCAUGCAAUCUAAUCAGGUGAGGAAUGCCGUGAAGGAUCCGUCGAGUCUGUCGGAUUGUUAUGAGGCAAAGGAUUUUGUCAUUUUUUCGCUACCCUUGCUACUUGCAGGAUUUUGUGGUGGGCUAGCUCAUCUAAUUGCUCACUUUUAUGGACAAAUUUGGAUCUACGAAAAGCGUCUCUCUCUCUCCAAUAAACGGAACAUAUAUGCAAUCCUUUUUGCAACAAUCACUUGGUCCGCAUUUCUUGUGGGAUGGUCUAUGAUUGGUAAAGGGUUAGUUGAGGUUGGUUCGGAUAAAGAGGUGCGCUAUUCUAAUGGACACUGCGCCAUCGCCCACCUCAGCAAUAUUGUGAUUGCAGCAUUUGCUUGGCCUCUUCACGCUUUCUUUGUCUUUCUGGCGUAUUACACAUUCCAUGAUGAUCCUUAAUAAUGACACCACAAGUCAGAAGAUAUAUAUACCAGAUGCUAAUUGGAAUGAUCGAGAGGGGUCAUACGUUUAAUUACUUUGAGAGGUCCUCUUUUGAAAUACAUGCAAAUUAUAUUGUAUGAGCUCCAUUGGUAUACGUAAGAAAAAUAUGUUAUGAUAAUGUACUACAUUGGUU
This is a messenger RNA of Cuscuta epithymum, 880 nucleotides long. NCBI's taxonomy places the organism in Eukaryota, Viridiplantae, Streptophyta, Magnoliopsida, Solanales, Convolvulaceae. The record is from the annotation of a GenBank genome assembly.